Calypte anna (Anna's hummingbird) is the source of this 8828-nucleotide messenger RNA. It is a transcript of the gene PAK3, whose product is annotated as p21 (RAC1) activated kinase 3. The transcript is spliced from 16 exons. The record is from RefSeq and is a predicted model, not a curated record. Gene Ontology annotation, molecular function: protein serine/threonine kinase activity; ATP binding. NCBI's taxonomy places the organism in Eukaryota, Metazoa, Chordata, Aves, Apodiformes, Trochilidae. Gene Ontology annotation, cellular component: cytoplasm. The coding region runs from base 100 to 1776 and encodes 558 amino acids. Gene Ontology annotation, biological process: intracellular signal transduction; protein phosphorylation; regulation of axonogenesis.
GGAGCGGGAGCGGCCCUCGGCGGCGGCGCGAGGCCGCGGCGGGGUCGGCGCGUGCAGCAUGACAGCGCGAGCGCCAGGAGGCUGUGAGGGCUGCUGAAGAUGUCUGAUAGUGUGGAUAUUGAAGAGAAACCUCCAGCCCCCCCGUUGAGAAUGAACAGCAACAAUCGUGAUUCUUCAGCACUAAACCACAGCUCCAAACCACUCCCCAUGGCCCCUGAGGAGAAGAACAAGAAAGCCAGGCUCCGUUCCAUCUUCCCAGGAGGAGGGGAUAAAACCAACAAGAAGAAAGAGAAAGAACGUCCUGAGAUCUCUCUUCCUUCAGACUUUGAACACACCAUUCAUGUGGGAUUUGAUGCCGUCACUGGAGAAUUCACACCAGAUCUCUAUGGCUCACAGAUGUGCACAGGGAAGCUCCCAGAGGGCAUUCCAGAGCAGUGGGCCAGGCUACUCCAGACCUCCAACAUAACAAAACUGGAACAGAAGAAGAACCCACAAGCUGUUUUAGAUGUUCUCAAAUUUUAUGAUUCCAAAGAAACAGUUAACAACCAGAAAUACAUGAGCUUUACGUCAGGAGAUAAAAGUGCCCAUGGCUACAUUGAAGCCCAUCCCUCGAGCACAAAAACAGCCUCAGAACCCCCACUAGCUCCCUCUGUUUCUGAAGAAGAGGAUGAAGAUGAUGAAGAAGAGGAGGAUGACAAUGAGCCUCCACCUGUUAUUGCACCACGGCCUGAACAUACAAAAUCAAUCUACACACGCUCUGUAAUUGAACCUGCUGCUGCACCAGCACCUGCUAAAGAAGCCACCACUCCCCAGCCUGAAAACUCAAACACAAACACUUUGUACAGAAACACAGACCGGCAGCGGAAAAAAUCCAAGAUGACAGAUGAGGAGAUCCUAGAGAAACUGAGGAGCAUUGUGAGUGUGGGAGAUCCGAAGAAGAAAUACACUCGAUUUGAAAAAAUUGGCCAAGGGGCAUCAGGAACUGUUUAUACAGCAAUCGACAUCGCCACAGGACAAGAGGUGGCCAUAAAACAAAUGAAUCUCCAACAACAGCCCAAAAAGGAACUAAUUAUUAAUGAAAUCCUGGUCAUGAGGGAAAAUAAGAACCCCAAUAUUGUUAACUAUUUAGACAGCUACCUGGUGGGUGAUGAGCUCUGGGUGGUUAUGGAGUACUUGGCUGGAGGCUCAUUGACUGAUGUGGUUACAGAGACAUGUAUGGAUGAAGGACAGAUAGCAGCUGUCUGCAGGGAGUGCCUGCAAGCUCUGGAUUUCCUUCAUUCAAACCAAGUGAUUCACAGAGACAUCAAAAGUGACAAUAUUCUUCUCGGAAUGGACGGAUCUGUCAAAUUGACUGAUUUUGGCUUCUGUGCUCAGAUCACCCCUGAGCAGAGCAAACGGAGCACAAUGGUUGGGACUCCUUACUGGAUGGCACCAGAAGUUGUGACAAGGAAAGCAUACGGCCCCAAGGUGGACAUCUGGUCACUUGGGAUCAUGGCAAUAGAAAUGGUGGAAGGAGAACCUCCUUACCUUAAUGAAAAUCCUCUCAGGGCGCUGUAUCUGAUCGCUACCAACGGGACGCCGGAGCUGCAGAACCCCGAGCGGCUCUCGGCCGUGUUCCGAGACUUCCUCAACUGCUGCCUGGAGAUGGACGUGGACAGACGAGGGUCUGCCAAGGAACUUCUGCAGCAUCCAUUUUUAAAAUUAGCCAAGCCUCUCUCCAGCCUGACUCCUCUGAUCAUUGCAGCAAAGGAAGCGAUUAAGAACAGCAGCCGCUAGCGUUUCAGGCUGGUGUUCCCCCUGUGCCAGCUCAGAGCAGGACCGAGAACAAAAACUCUGUAAAACCUCAACUCUUGUGCUGCAGGACAGAUGGAUGGAUGAACAAACCAACAGUCACAGUCGUGGUAGGAGGGAGAACAACCGGUCCCUCAAGGAGUAAAAUCUUAUCAUUUGUCUUCUUCCUGCUUUCUGGCUCCUUAAUUUAUUUUUAGGAUGAAACAGGGCUUAAGACAGAGAGGUAAUGACUGAAAAUGCUUUGCUGCCUCAGCCAUUUUCAAGGUAAAGCAAAUUCAGUUGGAAGAUUGCCUUCCUUCUCUCCCUGUGAAUAAGUUGUAAAUUCACUUUUAAAUUGUCGGUUGUUUCUUAAGAACAGAAAGUACCUUCUGUGUUUUGUUUUGGUUUUCUUGCUAUGGUUUGGAAUUGGAGAAGGGUCUCCUUCCUUCAUAAACUCCAGACUGCGCUGCCUUUUGAAUACAGCCCACUCAGUGAUGUUUGUCCAGUCAUGGUACUUGUAGAUGAAGAAGAAAGUGAAAUUGCAUUUCCAACCAAAAACAAACCAAGAGUGAGGCAGAUGGAUCCUGUCGAGAUACAGGCUUUCAACUGUGAAUAUAUAGUGUUUCAGUUCUUGACAAUUUGAUUUGUAUAACUAAUUGUAAUCUGUUUGCCUGGGUAAGAGUCUAAUGAAAACUAAAAAAGCAGAGAGCUGAGUCAGUGUGCUCAGAAAGGGCUCAUCUGAUGCCAAGCUGUAAAACAGGAGGUGAGAGCAAGCCCAGCUGUGCCUGGUGCUGAGUCCUGGCAGAGCACAGAGCAGCCCCGAGCUGGAAAAAGGUGCUUGGAAUGGCCAGUGGCAGCAGAGCAGCUCGGGGUGCUUCCCUCUGGGUAUCUGGACUGAUCACCCCCUGGCAGAGGGUUCCCGAGGUGAAUGUGGCUGUGCUGGAACCACAGAGAGCGGUUGGUGGGAGCAGAGCUGGGUAGGAUGUCACCUCUGAGGGAGCCUGAUCAUCCUGUAGCUCCUGGCAGAGGUCAGUAGCAUCUGUGCUGCUAUCAGAGGGGGAGGGAGCCAGGUUGUUGUGCAGGUGAGUGUCCCUGAGGGACACGAGUUUAGUCCUGGAAGUUGUGUGACAGGAGCGAGUGAAAGCACCUGAACAGCCAGUGAUGUGCUGAGCAGAGGUGUGGAGUAUCACUGCAGGAAUACCAUCAGCCAGCCCAUGCUCUGUGUCCUGCAUUUCUGGGUUGCUGGGAGAGGGGAACCCUGGAUGUGACUGAGGAGUGUGCUUGACUUGUCCUCUGAUUUGUAAGGGAGCAGAAUAGUUUUAAGUAUGCAAUUUGUGUUUUAUUUAUUCAUUUCUGAAAGAUGCAAUGUGGCUUCACUCAGAAAAAAAGUAUUUGCAUGGUGUAUCUGUUGCUGUGUGUUAGUGGUACAAAAGACCUUCAGAACAGCAAUUGAAGCAACACCCACCCUGUGAGCAGGGAAAGAAAAAAGUAAACAAGCCUUUUGCUGUCCCCUUUUGCUGUCCAUUUUCAUGUGUAGGCCCAGGAGCCUUUAAGGUAGAGACCACCUUCACAUUCUGCCAGUAGGAACAAGGGAAGCUUGGGCUGUUCUCCAGUUGGCUGUUAGCUUGGGUGACUUUGGCUUCUUCCUUUGUUCCAGUCUGUGUGUUGCACCUGACCUUGCUCUGUCUGUCCCAGUGUCUUUGGCCAAGGUGAUGCCUGCUGAGGUACCAUGACCUGUCCUGAUGUCCUGGGGAGCACAAAAGGUCUGAUUGUCAGAUGCACAAAUUCCAUGCAGAGGUUGAGCACCAUCCGUGGUGCUCAGGGGGUUUUCUGAAACAGGGCAACCUCAGGGGGAGCCGAGGGAGCCACCAGGAGCUGACAGCUCCCCCCCAUGGAGCCUGAGGAGACCUGGGCAGGGCCAGGAGCAAUGGUGACCAAGCUCCCAUGUGGAUAGGCUGCUGGAAUCACACACCACAGCCUGGCUGACCAGAGGGCUCAGCACUGGGGCCAGGUCUGUUUAAUAUCUUUAUCAAUGAUCUUGAUGAGGGGAUGAUGUGCACCCUGAGGGAAUCUGCAGACGACACCAAGUGGGGUAGAAGUGUUUAUCUGCCUGAGGGUAGGAAGGCUGUGCAGAGGGAUCUGGACAGGAUGGAUCAAUGGGCUGAGGCCAAUUGUAUGAGGUUCAACAGGGCCAAGUGUCAGGUCCUGCACCUGGGUCACAGUAGCCGCAGGCAAUGCUCCAGGAUUGAGGAAGAGUGGCCAGAAAGUGCCUGUUGGAAAAGGGCCUGGGAGUGUUGGGUGACAGCCAGCUGAGUAUCAGCCAACAGUGUGCCCAGGUGGCCAAGAAGGCAACCAGCAUCCUGGCUUGCAUCAGCACUGAUACGGCCAGCAGGACCAGGGCAGGGAUCAUCCUGUGUUGGGCACUGGUUGAGGCUGCACCCUGAGUCCUGGGGUCUGUUUUGGGCCCUUCAUGACCAGAAGGACAUUGAGGGGGUGAAUCAUGUCCAGAGAAGGCAUUGGAGCUCAGGGUGUGUAGUCUGGAGAAAAUUAGGCUGAUGGGAGAGCUUCUCACUCUUCUCCCAAGUAAUAAGUGAUAGCAUAGGAGUAAAUAGCCUCAAGUUGUGCCAGGGGAGGUUUAGAUUGGAUAUUAGGAACAAUUUCUUCCCCAGAAGGGCUGUCAAGCCCCAGCCCUGGCUGCCCAGAGCAGUGGUGGAGCCACCAUCCCUGGUGACACUGAAAGCCCUGCAGAUGUGGUGCUGAGGGACGUGGUUUAGUGGUGGCCUUGGCAGUGCUGGGUUAACACUUGGACUGAGUGAUCCUUAAGGUCCCUUCCAACUUCAGUAAUUCUGUUCUAGUGCAAAGACUGCUGCUUUUUUAAGGCCCUAUUUUUCUCUGUCAGCUGAAGUUGUCUAACCAGGAGAGAGACUUUCUGAAGAGAGUAUUUCAUGGCUGCCCUCCGUGUAAAACAUUCAUCUCAAUGAAAGACAUUUAUAUUCCAUGAAAAAAGGGAAGAAACAAGUGUCACUUUCUGUUUCCAGUGUAGCUUUUAUGGUUUUCCUACUUCGUUUUCCUACGAAGGCCCAGACAGCCGUCCUCCAGAAAGAAAGCACUUUUUUUUGUUUGUUUUUUUUUAUGGCACACGUUUUCUGGACACACAGUGUAAAUACUUACAUUGUCAGACUACACUGGCUGAUUGCAGGGUUUUUCCCUAGUUAUUUUCUUUAUCUAUACAAACUUCAGCAGCUCUACUUUAAAAGUAACACCUUCUCAGCUUCUCAGAAGAUAACAGGUAUGAAAAAUAGGAAAAAUCAAGUGGUACUUUUUUUAAUCAGUGUGUGCCCUAGCAUACAGAUUAGUGCUGGCACUGGCGUUUUAAAGACAACUGCUGUAAUAAGAUGCCUUAUUUUUUAUGUUAUUAAAUACUAUAUUUGCUUUUCUUUGCAUCAGCAAAUGUAGAGGUUUUCCUUUUAAAAAAAAAUCAUUGGGAGGCAGACAGGAUUGAACAGAAAUCAUCUCUGCCAGGGGCUGUGUUCAACCUGAGGCUGUUGCCAUGCAGGGCAAGGCUCUGGCACUGAACCUCAGUCACUGGAUACUGAAGGAUGGAAGCUGCACUUUUAUCAUCCCAGCUCUGAUAGGAAAAGGGGAAGAGAUAUUAUACUAACAAAAAAAAAAACAAAAAACAAACCCAAACCAAACCAAAUCAAAGCAGUCCUGAGAGGGGCAAGUAUUACACAUUAUUUACAGGCCUAUGGCAAUAGUGUUGACCUUGUCAAAAGGAAAGAGAUGAACACCAUAGGAUCCCUGGAACCAUGUUGGGUUUUCUAAGUGCUAUCCUCUAAGCAGAUAUAUUUUUGGCAGUAUCAGAAUUAGUCUGUUUCUUGUGAAAAGCAUAGGCAAAUAGUUUUCAAACACUUUCAUUCCAAGGUUUUAAAAGAUGGGUUAUCUGUUCAUUUCUAAAUUCAUUAAAUGGUAAAAAAAAAACCCUAUCCAGAGGUUGACUGAUUACCAUCCCUGCAGUGAAGAUGUGUGAGAAUGACCCAACAGCUCAUUUUGGUUUUAAUGUGCUUUGGGCCAGAAGCAUGAUAGUAAAGUCAGGGAAGUUUGAGAAGCACACAAAAAGUUUUUUAAUAAAAAAGUAAAAAGUAAAAAAAAAAAUACCAGAAAACAUACCUAUGUAGAAUUCUGUACAGCUCCUGCAUGCACUCCUGGGAGCCUGCAUGGGAUCUUACAGUGCUCUUGGGGUUUGAUCACCAACUCGGGCUGGGGUUGCAUCCUGAUUUCUUGUGUCCAGCACUUCUGUAAAUACUUCUGUGUUUAUUCUCCACCUUUGGCAACUGCUCGGCCAGCUCACACUGCACACACCAACUCAAGUUGUUUGUGCUGAAUUUCUUUGAGGCCAGAGGCUGCACUUGGCAGGUGUCUGUGCCCCCGUGUCCUCUCACUGCAACUGAAGCACAUUCCAGUCACCACAAGAAGGGAAGUACCUGUCCCUGUGCCCUGCUUGUAGGAAGUGUCACUGUACCUGCUGUCUGUGUGGCCGCUAUUUCCAGCGUGAAGUCAUUGCCCUGGCCACUCAGAGUUCCUCACACCAAACAUUUUUUUUUUCUUCCCCCAUACCAGGUAAAUAUCUUUGAUUUUAGCCCCCCGUUUUCAGGCAGCCAGCAAAGGACAACCUUUGUGGUUCACCAUAGACCACCCAAGGUUUCAUAGAGCAUGAUUUGGAAUUCAGAGAGCUUUAAAACGUCUCUUUGCUUGCAUCUGUCCUCUAGUUGAUGGGGUGGUUUCUUUUUCUGUCUGAAGUUUGGUGAAUCUUGCUUAUCAGAUGUAAUUUAGAGCUGACUGCCAUAACCCAAGGGAUGCAUAUGAACUAUUACUGGCCCGAGGUUGUGUGCAUCUUUGGUGGCAAGAGCCAUCUCAUAAGAAAAAAAUGGUAUUACAGGAAAGAGGAGGGAUGGUGACAUGCUCUUCAUGGGUGCCUUUGGACUGUCAGAUGCAUACAAGCCUGCAGACUUUGUUCUCAACACCAAGUACUGGGAGAAAAGGAAAUGGCCUCAAUUUGUUCCAGGGGAGCUUCAGAAUCGGGUACUAAGAAAAAAAAUUAUUUUCCAAAAAAGGUUUUCAGGCACUAGACCAGGCUGCCCAGACCAGUGGUGGAUUUGCCAUCCCUGAAGGCAUUCCAAAUACUCAAAAGCCAUGUAGAUGUGGUGCUGAGGGACAUUGUUUUGUGGUGGCUUUGGCAGUGCUGGGGUAAAUGGCUGGAAUUCAUCCUAAAGGUCUUCUCAAACCUGGGAGAUUCUAACAGAUGUCUGCCAGCUUUAGCUCGUUCUGGGUCAGCAGCAUGAGUUUUAGCCAAGUUUACUCUCUGUCAGCUCUUGUGGCCUGAGGCUCCAGCUGCUGUAGCUGCCAGUGCACACAGACUGCUUGGAGAGAUGUGUACAACAUCCAGCACUGAGAGAGGAAGUGUCUGAACUGAAACCAUGAGUAUUGCUUGUGUGUAACCUCCCCACUGUCCUUUAUUCCUUUCAGGGGCUUGAUAAGUUUUCCUAAAGAGAGAAAUUAAGCUGUGUGUUACCUCUCUUUCUAAUGCUUCACUGAUUUUUGUCCCUCUCUGUGUCCUCUGUUCUUCCUGUGCUUGGUGGCUUCUAACCAAGAUUGUGUAACUGGCUCAGAUAAUGUCCUCAAGAUCCCCAUUUCUGUGCCCUUUGAGCUCUUUACAGCAGCCUUUUGUUUCUGUAAGCUUGGAGAGGGAGCUACCAGCUCCAUUUUUGUGCAUAACCUCCCAGAGCCCUGGGCCUGUCACCUGAACUCCAUGCUGGCACUGAGGGCUCCACACCUCAGGCUGGUGGGGCACUGCUGCAACCCUGAGGGAAUGCUGGCACGUUGGUGAAGUUGGGUCCUUUUGGUGUCUGUCUCAUUUGUCUGGCCCAGCCACAGCUACAGGGAUCAGACACAGCCACUGCUGCUAUUGCUGCAGUCAGUGGGAGUUUGGAUGUUGGCUUCAGUCCCAGCGGAAUCAGUGGGGUUGUCCCAGGGCCCCACAUGUGGACAGGAGCUGCCUGCUGCUCUUCUUAUGUGAAAGGUGUCCAGGUCAGAAGUGGUUCAGCACAGCAAACAUGACGUCCCUUCCAUCCAAGGCUGCAGAGACUUUUGGACCUUUGAGUUCAAGGUGCACAAUUGGCAGUUGCUUUUUGUCCCACUGUUGGUGUUGGUGUUCAGCAGUGCUGCUACAUCUGUUUGUAGCACAGCAACAGGGAAAAAAAGCCUCAGUGCUCUGCAGGUGCCACAUCUGGGAGCUGCUGGUGGCUGCCUGGGCAGGUCAGACCCUGCAGGGAGCUGCUCCAGGUAAGAACAGGCAGCCAGGACUGCACACCCCAUAACCCCCAGGGAGAGAUCAUCUCCCCCCCUGGGCAGAGCCCCGAGUCUGGGCACCCUGGGAGCUGCACUGCAGGUGCUGCAAGUACAGAAACUCGUGGGGAGAAUCUGCAAAAGAAUUCUGCAACUCUUGCCUGGAUCAGGGUGUGACCAGGGGGAACUCCAGUUCAAUCCCAUGCAAUCAGUUUACAGCUAUGCUGGUGUCUGUGAGAUAAUUUUUUUUCUUCAGGGUAUCCAGAAAAAAGUAAACUGAGGAGGAGCCUACAUUCUCAUCGUUCAUCAGAAAUGUGUCUCAUUUUGCUGUACAUUCCUUUUUUAGGACGUGUUAUCUGUUUAAAAAAAAAGAGAGAAAAAACAAAAAAAAGAAAAAGAUAAAAGAAAAAACAAAUGUGUAGUGAAAAAAUCUUCUGUAACUUUGGAUUAAGAGGUAAAACUGAUCUUUUUAAAAAGAGAACUAAGUUAUUUACUUUGUAAAUGUGCUGAUGGCAUGGAUCCAUCUUACUGACCUCAGCAUCCUUUUUUUUUAAGAUUUUGGGUUUUGUUUCCAAUAUUAAGUUAUUUUAAAUUGUGGUUGAAGCAAUAGAAAAAUUGAAAUAUGGAUUGUGCAUGACUGUGUCUUGAGUGUAAAAAUAUUGCAGUUUGAAACUUGGACCUAAAGUAUUGCAAAUAAAAGUUAUAAAUACCAA